AUGGCCGAGCGCCAAUGGACCAUGAUGGCGGCACUCGCGACCUGGUGCCCCGAGACGGUGUCCGAGCCCGACCCGGUCGGAGACUUACCUAUCCACGUUGCCGCCGCGUACCGCCAAUGGGACCUCGUCGAGAUGCUCGUGCAAUUGGCGCCGGCCACGGCGUCGCGACGGGACCGCCUCGGUCGGUCACUUCUCGCCGUCGCCCUUGGGGGGCAAGCGUGGCACUGCGCCAAGAUUCUCGUCGGGCUCGAGUUAAACCCGCUCCCGACCUACGACGUCGAUGUCGUCCUCCAGUUUCAGCAGUGGGAUUUGGCAGCGAUGCUCUUGUACGCGAUGCAAGAUCCUUUGGCGGAUCCGCAGCACACACUGUACCUCUGCUGCAAGUACGGCGCGCCGUCGUACAUUCUGGGGGCCGUAGCACCGACCAUCGCAAUGAUCGAAACCAUCAAGCCGCUCGACGUUGCGCUCAAGCACAAGCAUUGGGAGACGUCCGCGUGCAUCUUGUCGUUGCACACGGGAAGCGCGCGCAUCAAGAACGCGACGCGUCUCUUGCCCCUGCAAGUCGCAGUCGCCCAAGAGGCGCCAGCGUGGCUGCUGCAGCGACUCGCGUCGGCCUAUCCCAGCGCCGCGCUCUGCGUCGAUGCCCGAGGGAACCCGCUCGUGCACGUCAUGAGUGUACGCCAGCGAUGGGCCUGCGUCAGUGCGCUACUGGAGGCAUCGCCACGCGUGGCCGACACCCGCGAUGCCCUCGGGUUCUCGCUGCUCGAGUGCUUGCAUUAUGCACUCGCGCUGACGGGCCACGACCUCGACACCCUCGCAGCGACCGUGGCCAGUCGGUCGUUCCGAGACAGCGCCGGCAAUGCGGCGCUGCACGUGGCCGUGCUCUCCGGCAACGUGCUUUUUUGCAAAUCCCUGCUUCGACAUGCCAACAACAUCUUCCUUCGCAACGCCGACGGGCACUCGCCGCACGCGCUCGCGAUGCAGUCGUCGAGUCUCGAGCUCCGGCGACUCUUCGAGCCCCUCGAUGGCUCGGCCGGAGGUCUUCCAAACGAGUGGUUGGCGUCCAACGACUGCGAUGGAAAGACGCCGCUCGACCACGCGAUCGCGUCCGGCUCGCUGCGCGUCGUGCAGUGGAUGCUGCAGCAAGGCGCAGUUGCAUCGACGCCCAUCGAACGGCUGCUGUCGCCGCACUCGGGUGUGCCGCUGCCAACACAAGCGGCGAUUCGCACCGAGCUCAGCGCUGCGCAGCACAGUCGCCUCGUGCUACAUACGAGGUACCUCGUCGAGGCCAGGCAGACCGAAAACGACCCGGACGAUGCCGCAAUGGUGGCGCACGCGCUCGACCUCCUCUCUGGCACGUACGUGCAACUCCGGGGAUAUCAAGCGGCCGAUAUGUGCCAAGCCGACUGUGCGCACAUUCAAAGUGUCCAGCGGCAGUCGCAGCGCAUCCUCGGCGUGCUCGAUGCCUUUAGCGACAAGGGCGUGUACUAUGCAGUUCUUGCACAUGGCGUAGCGCCGCUGCGCCCGCUUGCAGCACGCUCGAGUGCCCAGCGACACCACAUUGCGUCGUCGCUCGCGCAGGCCAUCUACGAUCUGCACGUCAAAGCCAAAUGCGUCGCGUUGGCUCUGACCGCCGAGAGCUUUCUCGAGACCGGCAACUGCGAGUACCAGCUCACGGACGCUCUUGCAUGCAUCCCCAUAAACGCCUCAGUCGCCAACCCACAGCUAAUGGCCCUCUACGCCGCGACGUCAAAGCGAAAGUAUAUGAGUCCCCGCCUCGCCCGUCAACUGCUUCCGGUACCCACCACCGAUAGCACGGAUGACGCGAUGGUUGUCACGCCGUCCGACAACCUAUGGAGCCUCGGUGUCAUCCUGUUCGAGCUCUGGAGUGACACGCCAUGGCUCGAGGACCUCGAUGCCAAUCUCUUCUCGGCACUGCAUGCGAUUGCGCGCCAAGCCGACGAUGACGCGAUCGAAACUAAAAUCGUCGCUCGCGGCCUCUCGACGGCGAUGAACCACGUGUUGCUGCAACUGCUGCUUCCAUCGACGCCAGACGACAUGACACGCAUCAUUCACUUGGAGUACUUUGCCCCGGCGCAACAUGCAUCGGCACCACCGAGUGAGCUCGCCAAGGACCCUACGGACGCGAUGACGACGACGACGAUGCUGCAGCGCUACGAAAUCGUCGCUCUCGCCCUCGAGUCGCACCGCCAGCAGUUUUCCAGAGCCUUGCAGCAGCAAGAAGACCAUGCCAAGGUCGUCGCCAAGACGGAGCGGAAGCUCCAGCAGCUCACACUGGACCUCGCGGCGGCCAUGGAGCGCAAAGCCGACGCCGUGUCGGCCAAGCUCAGCGCGAUGGAGUCGACGCUGGCACAGCAGCGUACCGCGGCGCCAGAGCCCAUCUGGCAACGACACCAACACCCCAACAUCCGUGAGCACCGAAGAGCGAGUUACAUUGGGCAGCGCGUGCGCAAGGCAUUUGAGGACGGCAACGUGUACCAUGGAUCCGUUUGCCAGCUGCGGUUUGCAGGACCACCAAGCCGGCAGAGUGCGCUUUGGACGAUUGAGUACGACGACGGCGACAGCGAAGACGUCGCGGCUGAGGAGCUCGAGAGCCUUCUGCUCGCGCCUUUGUCGCUUCCGGUUCUCAUUCCGCGCAAGAAGCCACGUCUGCGCGGCCACUUUGCCAAGCCCAUGUCGAGACGACCGACGAACCGCUUCUAG
This is a messenger RNA of Saprolegnia parasitica CBS 223.65, 2724 nucleotides long. RefSeq lists its product as hypothetical. The transcript has 10 exons. NCBI's taxonomy places the organism in Eukaryota, Oomycota, Saprolegniomycetes, Saprolegniales, Saprolegniaceae. The coding region runs from base 1 to 2724 and encodes 907 amino acids. Gene Ontology annotation, molecular function: protein binding. The record is from RefSeq and is a predicted model, not a curated record.